Talpa occidentalis (Iberian mole) is the source of this 5086-nucleotide messenger RNA. RefSeq names its product MIER1 transcriptional regulator (gene MIER1). NCBI's taxonomy places the organism in Eukaryota, Metazoa, Chordata, Mammalia, Eulipotyphla, Talpidae. Gene Ontology annotation, cellular component: nucleoplasm. Gene Ontology annotation, biological process: negative regulation of transcription by RNA polymerase II. The record is from RefSeq and is a predicted model, not a curated record. Bases 39 to 1838 code for a protein of 599 amino acids. The transcript is spliced from 16 exons. Gene Ontology annotation, molecular function: histone deacetylase binding; transcription corepressor activity.
GCCCCUCCCAGGUUCCGAGUCUCCCCGGCUGCAGGCGGAUGGAUGGGGCUUCUUCAGGCGGUGGCGGCAGCAGCGGAGCCGGCGGCGGCGGCGGCUAUGGUGUGGUGGCUCGAUUCUCCCAGUGCCUGGCUGAGUUUCGGACGUGGUUAAGAACCAACUGGUUGAGGUUCAAUGCAGACAAGACGGAUGUGAUGCUGAAAAUGUGCAUCAGAUGUUUAUGUUUAAUUGGUUUACAGACUGUCUGUGGACUCUUUUCCUGUCAAAUUACCAGCCAUCUGUUGAGUCUUCAAGUCCAGAAAUGGAUGAAAUGUUUGACUGCUCAUGAAAGUACAGGAGGUUCAGCGACAUCAGAUGACCAUGAAUUUGAUCCAUCAGCUGACAUGCUGGUUCAUGAUUUUGAUGAUGAACGAACAUUAGAAGAAGAAGAAAUGAUGGAAGGAGAAACAAACUUCAGUUCUGAAAUAGAGGAUCUUGCAAGGGAAGGAGACAUGCCAAUUCAUGAACUUCUCAGUCUUUAUGGUUAUGAUAGUUCUAUUCCACUACCUGAAGAAGAUGAGGAGGAAGAGGAAGAAGAAGAAGAAGGUGAAGAUGAUGAAGAUGCUGAUAAUGAUGAUAACAGUGGUUGUAGUGGGGAAAAUAAAGAAGAGAAUAUAAAAGAUUCAUCAGGUCAAGAGGAUGAAACUCAGUCUUCCAAUGAUGAUCCAUCACAAUCUGUUGCUUCUCAAGAUGCUCAGGAGAUAAUCCGCCCACGUCGAUGUAAAUAUUUCGAUACAAAUAGUGAAAUAGAAGAAGAGUCUGAAGAGGAUGAAGAUUAUAUUCCAUCAGAAGACUGGAAAAAGGAGAUAAUGGUGGGUUCCAUGUUUCAAGCAGAAAUUCCAGUUGGCAUUUGUAGAUACAAAGAAAAUGAAAAAGUAUAUGAGAAUGAUGAUCAACUCCUGUGGGAUCCUGAGUAUUUACCAGAAGAUAAAGUGAUUAUAUUUCUUAAGGAUGCAUCUAGAAGAACAGGUGAUGAGAAAGGUGUAGAAGCAAUUCCUGAGGGAUCUCACAUAAAAGACAAUGAACAGGCACUAUAUGAAUUAGUUAAAUGCAAUUUUGAUACAGAAGAAGCAUUGAGAAGAUUAAGAUUUAAUGUGAAAGCAGCUAGAGAGGAAUUAUCUGUUUGGACAGAGGAAGAGUGUAGAAAUUUUGAGCAAGGACUAAAGGCCUAUGGGAAGGAUUUUCAUUUGAUUCAGGCUAAUAAAGUUCGAACAAGGUCAGUUGGUGAAUGUGUAGCAUUCUAUUAUAUGUGGAAAAAAUCUGAACGUUAUGAUUUCUUUGCUCAGCAAACACGAUUUGGAAAAAAGAAAUAUAAUCUUCAUCCUGGUGUAACGGAUUACAUGGAUCGACUUCUAGAUGAAAGUGAAAGUGCUGCUUCUAGUCGGGCACCAUCCCCUCCCCCAACUGCCUCAAACAGUAGUAACAGCCAGUCUGAGAAAGAAGAGAGCACUGUCAGCAGUAGUAAUCAAAAUGGGGUGUCAUCUAAUGGACCAGGUGAAACAUUAAACAAAGAUGAAGUGAAAGUUGAAGGGUUACACAUGAAUGGACCAACAGGUGGAAGUAAGAAACCACUUCACGCAGAUAUGGAUACUAAUGGUUAUGAGACAGAUAACCUUACCACUGACCCAAAACUGGCCCACAUGACUGCACGAAAUGAAAAUGAAUUUGAUGAAAAAAGUGAGAGACCUGCCAAAAGGAGAAGGGUAAACAGCAAUGGAAAAGAAAGUCCAGGGUCUUCUGAAUUUUUCCAGGAAGCAGUCUCUCAUGGAAAAUUUGAAGAACUUGAAAACACAGAUGACUAAAUUUUAGGCUUAGUUUACUUUCUCGGAGUAAAUUCUGGUGUGACUAAAAUUUUCAGGGUUGAUGGGUUACCUUAAAAAGUUGAUUUCCAUGAAGCAGUUUGUUAAAAUUUGAAUUGAGUCCUAACCUUAGUAAAUAAGAUUUCAUAGUUCUGCCUUUUGCAGACAUUUUACUUUAAAACUGUAAAGACCUUUUUAAGGAUAUUAACAAAUAGUUUAGUAAAUUUGAAUGAACUAAAAGAUUCAUCUGUAUCUUCUCAUUUGAUGUAUUAAUCCUAAAGUUUCACUACAAAGUACUUCUUGCUUAGUUUGAUGGCAGAGAAAAACCAAGUUCAAAUUUCUGCUUAAUACCAGUUUUUCUGAGUUUCUUAAAAUGUCUUGUCAUUUAUAACAGACAUUGUUCUCUCCAUACAAAUUGAGUGUCAUUAUUAAGGAAACCCUUAUAAAUCCUGAAAGUUAUGCUAGCAUGAUUUUUUUAUAUAUAGAAGUUUAAAAAUAAACCAAGUCAGGUUUGUAUAUGUAAAAUUGUUGACAUCAAUGAUGUCUUUCCAUAUUCUUAUCUGGGCUUAAGAAAUACAUUCUGUAUUUUUCCAGAUUCUUUGUAGCCUUUGAAAGAUUUUUACAGUACAUAUGUCUUGACUGGAGCUGUCCUUUCUUAAUACAAAAGCUUGUAUAAUUUUCUUAACUUGUACAGUUGGUAAACUUUUAUGAGCAGAAUUGCUAUUCUGAGUCUGUCAGCUUUCAUUUUAUUUUGCUAAGGUUUUUCUAAUGAAUUUUUAAGUGUUUGUGUAGUAAUUAAGUCAUGUUUCUUAUCCAGGUGGUAAUUCAUAAAGGAUUGUGCACAUUUUUUUUUCCCUUCAAAUUUCUACUUAAGGACAAAUAGUUUGAGAAUUCUGAAAUUAAGCAUGAUACUUAGACUGCAUAGUUUGUUUUUUUUUGCAUUUGCUAUAGUUUUCAAAAUUAUUUUUAAGCAAAAGUUUAAUGUUAGUGUAAGUGCUUAAAUGUAUCAUGCUGACCAGAAUCCUGUUGAGUUAUUUUUAUAUGCAUUAUAAAACUUCCCAUUUUUGCACUUAGUUAACAGAGGAAGAAGUCAAGUGAUAUUUAGAUAUUGGCACACACAAGGAGUUGGCAAGCAAAAAAAUAUUGUUUUAAUAAGGAGAUAGUAUAGUUAGAAAAGUUUUUAGACUUUUCCAGUUACAAUCCAGUUUUUCAGAUUUCAUAAUUUCCAAACUGGUAAGUUCAGUAUGUACUGCACAUGGACUACAAAUAUGACCAUCCAUUGCAUAGCCUUGCAGGAGUGCCAUUUUAUUUUAGUGCAAAUUUCUUGUUAAAAAGUGUAGUUUUAUACAGCUGAUAGACCAACUUAUAUCCAAACUUUUAUAAAAGAUUAUUAGCUAUUCUUGUUUUUAAUCAUACAGGCAUACCCCAAAUGCUUUUCUGUCCUUUUCUGCUGUCAGUUGAAUAGGCAAUGUGAUCUCAACUGUCUAAUGCAAUUGAAUAGAGCUUUGCAUUGGGAAAUUAUGGUUUAGGCCUUCCCCCAUGAAGUAUUUUAGACUGCUUCCCUUCACCAAUGUGAACAACUCUCCCCCUGCCCCCAAACAGUGUUAAAAGCCACUUUACAACACUUGACUUCAUAUAAAGUACAUUCACUGUUUUAUAUACAUAUCAAGUAAAUCUAAGUUUUGGGUGAAGUGUGAGUUUUUUUGUUUUGCUUUAUCUAGAACAUUAAUUUAUCCAGAAUGGCAGCUUUAGCAGAUGGUCACAAUCCAUCUUUUUUUUUUUUUUUUUUUUAAAUGAGGAUUAGCUCUCUGGCCAGCCAGGCGCUAACUCAGGCCACAGGGGUAAGAACAAUUCAUUUUCUAAAUCAGAUUUUAUUAAACAAAUCCAAAAUAUCCUAGCUCUUUGUCAAAAAUGAUCUAUAGAAAUAUUUCAAAUGAAUAGUGAAUACUUCUUAGAUUGUUGUGAUAUUAGAAUGCUAUUUUCACCUUUUUUACAAGAUGCAUUUUGUUUGCAGAUUUAUGAAGUUCUUGCAGAAUAAUAUUACAGGAACAUUUUUAAUAAAUUCUCAGGCAUGUUUGCAAAUAUGGCACAUGUAUACAUAUUAAGAAUUCUACUUUUCAUCUUUUUAAGGUAUACCUAAUGAAAGACAUUCCACUAUUAUAAUAAUGCUCAGCUUUUCAUAAAGAAAUAUUUAAGUGCAUUUUGUGUUUAUACAGGCAUUUCACAGAAUACUUUGUUCUUCAUAAUGCAGCCACUAUAACUUAAUAAGUCAUUGCACUACUUUAAAAUUUUUAGUGAUAUCAUGAAUUUAAUUUGCUUAAGAUCUAGUACAUUUCAUAACUCUCAAACUCUUGAACAUUUACAUUGGUUUUAGAAGCCUUUGUUAAUAGUUAAUCUACCCCACCCCAAACCUAGCAAAGCACUAUCAUUUCAUUUGGAAUGGUUUUGUUUUGUGAAAUAUUUUCGAAUAGGAUUUAAACACAAAUCUGUUAAGCUUUAAAAUGUAUUUGAAUAUUUAAAUAGGCAUUAAAAUUAUGAAUUAGAUGUUUUUAAAUUUAUGCAUAGUAAUUUUGCACUGUAAAAUAAUUCUCUUCUCCCAUUCCCUGUCUGCCAUUCUGAAUAUGCUUAUUAAAAUAUUUUUUUAAACAUACUUGCCUAUAUAAUGCUGUGUGAAUGAUUUUCAUUAGUCUGAUUCACUAGGUUUUCAUUAUAGCUUUUAAGUUUGUAUGAUGUACAUUGUUUACAAUGCAUAUAUAUACAAUCUCUGUUCCUUGUGCUCCUAGACAUAAUGCAUGAAGUAGUGUUUCAGUGGUUUCUGGUCCUUUUUACCUCAUCUUGGGUGAUAUAUUUUGUUUGUUUGUUUUUUCCCCUUCAGAGAAAUCCUUUGGUCUAUGCACCUCUGUUCACCUGUUUCUCUUUCUCUGAACUGUAUAAUUAAAAAUAUUUUGUUCCUUUCUUUUUCAGUGUAGUUUAUAUCACAUACUAUUUUGCAAAAACUUUUUGUCACGGUAUUUGCUUUGCUUUCAAGGGAAAAGAAUGAGCACUUUGGUUAGUGAUGGUUGGAGAAUUUCUAAAGGCAGGAUGUGUGCUGAUGACCUGUGGGGGUUAUAUAACUGAUUCUGUAUCGCUACUCAAUAGCAAGUCAGAAAUACUAAGGCUUUCCCAAGUAUAAUCCAUAUUCAUGAAAAAUGCUGAUGUUGAAAGCUGUAAAAUAUAGGGGAAAAUAAGGACUUUUCAAAUUUUAACUUUUU